Molecule: messenger RNA, 3519 nt
Organism: Pseudozyma flocculosa PF-1
Lineage: Eukaryota; Fungi; Basidiomycota; Ustilaginomycetes; Ustilaginales; Ustilaginaceae
Exons: 3
Coding region: 1-3519 (1172 amino acids)
Biological process (GO): intracellular signal transduction; microtubule cytoskeleton organization; protein phosphorylation
Cellular component (GO): cytoplasm
Molecular function (GO): tau-protein kinase activity; ATP binding; protein serine/threonine kinase activity
Source: RefSeq, a predicted model, not a curated record
AUGUCAGCUCCGUACCGGCCUCCUGUGGUUCAGGCGAUUCCGCCGUUCAAAGGUGGGCCUUUGCAGGCAUCCGACGUGCAGAACCGGAGGCCCACGGUCUCUGAGGCGCAUGCGGCCUAUGCCAAACGCACAAACACGGCAGCCGCCACGUCGACGGGCAGGAGCAGCGGGGCCGAGACGGCGAGGAGCGGAGCACCGUCUCAGAGGCAUGGCGCGGCCUACCCCACGACCACCGCAGACCGUCGGCAGACUGAGAGGAGGGAGCCGGCCGAAAAGCCGCGCCCCGCCUCGAGGCUCGAGCGCGAGAAGAAGCGGAACCACAACGACCCCAAGAACAUCGGGCCAUGGAAGCUGGACAAGCUGAUUGGCCAGGGCGCUUCAGGUCGCGUCAGGCUCGCAACCCACUCCGUCACGGGGCAGCAGGCGGCCGUCAAGAUCAUCCCGCGGACCCUCAUCAACCAGAGCCGAAUGAGCCUCCGUGAUGCCGAUGCCAAGGCCAACAAGAUGAUUCUCGGCAUCGAGCGCGAGAUCGUCAUCAUGAAGCUCAUCGAGCAUCCCAACCUGCUCGGCCUGUGGGACGUCUACGAGACCUCCAAGGAGCUGUACCUGAUCAUGGAGUACGUCGCUGGCGGUGAGCUCUUCGACCACCUCGUUGCCCAAGGGCGGCUGCAGCCCCCGGCUGCUAGGAGCUAUUUCCGCCAGAUCAUCUUCGGUAUGGACUAUUGCCACCGCUUCAACAUCUGCCACCGUGACCUCAAGCCCGAGAAUCUCCUGCUCGAUGCGUCGAAGCUCACCGUCAAGGUGGCCGACUUUGGCAUGGCGGCACUCCAGCCCAGCGAAAAGAUGCUCGAGACCAGCUGCGGCAGCCCGCACUACGCCAGCCCCGAGAUUGUCAGCGGCAAGAGGUACAAGGGCUCCGCCAGCGACAUCUGGAGCUGCGGUAUCAUCCUCUUUGCGCUCCUCUGCGGCAGGCUGCCGUUCGACGACCCCAACAUCCAACAGCUGCUCGCCAAGGUGCGCGCAGGCAAGUUCGUGAUGCCCGCCUGGCUCGAGCCCGAGUCCAAGGACCUGAUCUGGCGGAUGCUCGAGAUCGACCCCGAGAAGCGCAUCACGAUGGCCGAGAUCAUGCGCCACCCUUGGUUCACCAACCACGGCACCGAGUCGGACCGCAACCCCGUGACGACGUCGUUCGAGAGCUUCGAGAACGAGACGGUCCAGCUCGAGGACAUCGACAUGGACAUCCUCGGCAACCUCAAGACACUCUGGUCCGAGCUCAGCGAGGAGGACAUCGUCCGCCAGCUCCUCUCUCCGGGUCCCAACUGGCAAAAGACGUUCUACACGCUCCUCGUCGCCCACCGCGAGAACCACUCGGCCGACGACGACGAGGACUUCGACGAUGACCUUGGCCAUCAGCAGCAACAGUCCGGCCCGUCGACUGCUCUCCUCACUGCUUCCAAUGCCCGCAACCAACCCCGGGAGAAGGCACGUCCGCGGCGCUCCCUGGACGCUUCUGGCAGCGGAUCCACGCCGGCCUCGCCGCGUCUGCCUGAACAGGAGGUCCGCAGCACGUCGCCAAGAAAGGCUGCCCCAGCGUCGCCCACCCCGCCGACCGCCCCGCGAAGCCGGCCAGGGUCGUCGAUGGGCCACCGCCCCUCGACCGUCGAAGGCACCUCCGCAAAGCCAAGAGCUGCGGCUGCCGCCAACGUCUCUACCACGCCCAGACCCUUGCCCUCUCCGAACAAGGUGGACGCCGAGCGCUCCUUCCCCCCGGUCAAGCUGCAGCCCGCACCUGCGACUGCCAUCGUGGCGCCAACCACGCCCAAAAAGGGCAGCGACUCGCCUCGCACGACUCUACAGCGGCGCGCCACGUCGCCGCGUCAGGAGGCGCGCAGCAGCAGCGGGACUCGUGGCACCGAGAUCGAGAGGGGCGAUCAGACAACACCCGUCAGGCCGAAGAUGGCAAGGUCAUCAGCAUCCGAGGCGACGCCUCGCCCCGGCCCCCGAGCCUCGUCACGGCCAGUCUCGCCGUCCAAGCCGGGACCGUCUCACUCGUCGCGACCGACCAGCGUCUACCCCGCGCCGCCGGCAGUCCCCUCUAUCCAGGUGCCUCAGGUCGGCGAUGCGACCAUGCAGCGCUUCUUCCAAGAGAUUGCCGACGAGCUCGCCUCGAUCCGGGCGACGGGAGACAAGCCGGACGCACUGCAAUCCAAGAUCAGCAAGCUGCAGGAGACGGUCAACAACACCGCCCGAAGCGCACCCUCGGCGCCGGACAGCGUUGCCAGCCCGGCGAUGACCAACAACUCCGACCUGACCCAAUUCGAGGACGCCGAGGACGACGUCAGCGAAGGCGAGAGCCUGCGGUCGAUGCCCGACACACCCUACACGCCCAACACGCCGUUGACGCCGCUGAGCCCGCAGCUGAAGACGAUCCCGCUCGUCGCGCCAGACAGGUCAGCAUCUGCCGCCCGCCCGCCCGCCGCCGCCCCUCUGGAGAUGGGCGGCACGACGAGGUCCAUUCGCAGCACGCGUCAGGCGCCGAGUGUCGCCUCGGGGUCGACCUCGCGCCCUGCCAGCAUCUUUAGCACGGGCAGCAGCGGUGCUGGUUCGAUGCUGAGCCGAAAGCGGAGUCUGCUGAGCCGCAACAAGGACAAGUCGGAAGACCACGUCCAGCUCGACGGUCGCAACUCGAUCGCUUACGAGCAGACGCAGGCCGGUGUCGUACCCUCAACUGCGCCUGGCAGCGCGACGGCAACGCCGCAGCUCCUGGAUCACGACGGCUUCGUGGUGCCGCAACCCAAGGCACCCACGCGGCUGCAGCAGCGCAAGAAUCCUGGCCUCGGUCUCGACAUUGGCUCGUCCAACGCCUACGUGUCGAGUGCGCCCAGCCCGAACCCGUCGACGGCACCGUCUACGCCAGCCACGCCGUCAAUGACGCCAAAGAACAGCUGGUUUGCCGGUCUGUUCAACUGGAAGCCCGCCACCCAUACGCUCAUGUCGACGGAAAACUUCAGCGAGACGCUCGUCGAGACCAGCCGGCUGCUGCAAAGCUACGGCGUCCGCGUGGUCCUCGAGGACUCGGAGCAUCACGGCACGCUCAAGUGCACCGUCAACGAGUACCGGGAGUUCAACGGCGUCACGACGUCGGCCAAGCCGGUGCGCUUCCGGGUCGAGUUCACCAUCCUCCCGGUCGGCUCGGCUGCCAACUCGCCGCACCUUGGACUCGGGCUCGCUCUGCCCAGUCCGGCGUUGGGCUCAAGCCGCAACGGGCACCCAUCGCCCGCCCUGAGCAACUACUCGCGCCACAGUGCGGCGAGCGGCGGCAGCAGCGGCGGCGGCGGUCCAGUCAGCUCGUACGACUACGCCACCACGCAGCAGCACCACCGCGCCACCUACGGCUUCGCCACCAGCGUCACCCUGAUCCAGGAGAAGGGGGCGUUGAGCACGUUCCGCCUGAUCCACGGCCGAUUGAGGCGGGAGUGGACGCUUGACCAGACGCCAGCCAUGUCGGCCAUCGUCUGA